UGUCUAUGUAAUCAUUAAGCAAAUUUUGUAUUUAUUAUUAAUUUUUUUAUGAUUGUUUCUGCCCAGUUGGCAGACAUAGAUUACUGCAUUCAUGUUUGCAGCUCCUGUCUUAAAAAGUGGAUAAAGUUUGUUCAUUUUGGAGAUGAGAUAAAUUAGUUUCUGCUACUUACCUGAAUGAAAACAGAACAAGUUUCACCUGUGGAUCAUGAGAUGUUGUUGAAAUCCUUAACAAAGUCUGCUUUUAAAGACAGAAGUAUCCCACACCAUUGCCAGUACAGAGAACUCCUCCUCCUUGGAUCAGCUUCUCAAGGAUAAUCAGGGCUCUCUUACAACGUCUCCUUCCAGCAGGCAGUGGGGCUUCAGUCGGGGGGACACUGGCAGGCGGACUGUCUGAGAGCCCUGCUUAAUCUGGGAAAAGGGAAUUUUAGCAUCUUCCAGGGUCAGUGGGAAGACCAUGGCUCCAUCCAGGACCUGUCAGGAGUCUUUGUUGGUUCUUUUGUUGCAGAUCUUGCUGAUUUGCUCGGCUCAGAGGGGCCCGGUUGGACCCAGAGGCCCCCCGGGACCUCCCGGCCCAGGCGGCGUGCCAGGAGUGGAUGGAAUUGAUGGGGAUCGAGGAGAAGACUCCACAGUGGUUGGAGGACUGGGACCUGAUGGAGACAACGGUAAAGAUGGGACUCCUGGAGCGCCAGGCCUUCCAGGCGCAGAUGGACCUGUGGGACCUCCUGGGGAUUCAGGCCCAGUGGGUCGAAAGGGGUCAAAGGGGGAACCUGGCGCUGCAGGACCUCCUGGAGAGUCUGGAGUUGGAGCCGACGGGCUGGAUGGUAUUCCUGGUACAGAUGGGCUGCCAGGUGAACUGGGAAAAGUGGGACCACCUGGAGCAAGAGGAAGGCGAGGUCAAGCUGGUGCUGCUGGUGCCGCUGGUCCUCGGGGACCUCCAGCUGUUUAUCAGGGCGAGGAGCUGUGUCCCAAUGCCUGCCCAUCAGGCCUGAGUGGACAUGCUGGACUCCCCGGGAUGAAGGGCCACAAAGGGGCUAAAGGGGAAUCAGGUGAGCCCGGACGACAAGGACACAAGGGAGAGGAGGGUGAACAGGGACCACCUGGUGAAGUUGGCGCUCAAGGGCUACCAGGCCCUGGUGGAUCAAGAGGCCUUCCAGGAAUAUUGGGCUCCAAAGGUGACAGGGGACCCCGUGGAAAACCUGGUGAUGUGGGACCUCGGGGAAUCCAGGGGUCACCAGGUGAUCCAGGACAGAGAGGAGUCACAGGUGAGAUCGGGCCGAAGGGAGUACAGGGUGACCAAGGACCCGUGGGAAUCAGAGGAGUGCCAGGACCAAAAGGAGAGACUGGCCUCCCAGGUCCGGAUGGUCGUGAAGGAAUACCUGGGCUGCCCGGCUCCAAGGGUGUACCAGGAAAAAGUGGGGCUCCAGGUGAUGCUGGUCCUCAAGGACUUCAUGGUUUACCCGGAUCAUAUGGCCAAAAAGGACACAUGGGUGUGAAGGGUAGUACAGGAGAUCCAGGAGUUGUAGGACUGAUGGGGUCUCCAGGGAAACAAGGUGAGCGUGGCGAGCAGGGAGUGGUGGGACCCGUCGGACCCAGAGGAGGACCCGGUGAACGUGGAGAGAGAGGACCCGAUGGACCUCCAGGAUCACCAGGAGCCAGGGGAAGCAAAGGGGAUCCAGGCCUUCCAGGACUUCCUGGUCCUGCUGGUUAUCGAGGCCAGAAGGGAGAUAGGGGUUCAGUUGGUCUUGAUGGUCCAAAGGGAGAUCAGGGACCUGCAGGUGCUGAAGGAACGCCGGGAGAAAGAGGGGACCUGGGUGAUGAAGGAGAAGUGGGAGAGAAAGGAUCGUCAGGUCCACCAGGAGAGACCGGAAAUAAAGGACCUGAGGGCAGCCGAGGACUGCCGGGUACAGAUGGCAAGGCGGGUCAAACAGGACCACGGGGCAUGCAGGGCGACAUGGGGGUGCCAGGCCUGCCAGGACAGCAAGGACCAGCGGGGAAAGCACCAACAGAUACACACAUCAAACAAGUCUGCAUGAGAGUAAUGCAAGAGCAGCUGGCCCAGCUAGCAGCCAGCCUGAGCAGGCCUGAAUCAGGCAUCGCCGGCCUCCCCGGUCCUCCGGGCCCACCUGGACCUCCAGGCCCAAGUGGAGAGAAUGGUUUCCCUGGUCACACUGGAUUAAGAGGUCUUCCUGGUCUGAAGGGUCCUUCUGGAGUAAUGGGUCGCAAAGGACCCAAAGGUGACCAGGGUGACAGAGGGGACAGAGGACCCACAGCUAGAGGACAUAAAGGAGAGCCAGGGAUCCCUGGUCUACCAGGUGAGCCAGGUCGGUCGGCUUAUGGUACACACGGCCAAGAUGGAGAGAGGGGACCUCGUGGCGUUCCUGGUAUGAACGGGGUACCCGGGCCCCCGGGUGCCCCCGGUCUAAACGGUUACUGCGAGCCAUCACAGUGUGUCCUGCCCAUGGUGGCGUCGCCGGUCUCUGUGAAGGACUCCAGCAUGAAGGGCCCCAACGAGAUGUGAUAGAGGAAAAAAACUAACUGGAGGAAGACUCAUAGACUGGAGGAGAAUUCACAGAUUUAUCCAUUUGGGUUUUAUCACUUGGUUUGUAUUUUUUAAGCCAUGUUUGUGGUUAGAAGCUGAUGUGGACUCCGCUUUAAAUAAAAAAGCUUCAGUUUAACAUUUGCUGUUCUGUAAGUUUCAAACAGUUGUUUGUAUUUCUGAGACAUGAAGAAUUGACAGUACGAACUUACUGGCUCCUUAUCUGUCCAGUCAGGCUUCGUUUAGGUUGUUUUGGUAAAUAUGUCAAUAUGCCAUUUAUACACUGCUGGAUGCUGUUUUCUUUUAAUCCACUGAACUCCCCACCCGUGACUUUUCACCUCACUGUCGGAUGCGUUUGAUCUUUUCUGGACCGGGAGGUUGCCAUGUGUGAAAUCAGUUUUUUGUGACUUCUUAUUUAUUAUAUCGAGGUUUGACGUGACAUCUUCAAGUUGUACAGAGGAAAUAAACACGUUUUGAUAA
Melanotaenia boesemani (Boeseman's rainbowfish) is the source of this 3016-nucleotide messenger RNA. RefSeq names its product collagen, type IX, alpha 1a (gene col9a1a). Lineage: Eukaryota; Metazoa; Chordata; Actinopteri; Atheriniformes; Melanotaeniidae. The record is from RefSeq and is a predicted model, not a curated record. The transcript is spliced from 33 exons. The coding region runs from base 455 to 2518 and encodes 687 amino acids.